AUGGAUGAGUCCAAGCACCGGGGCAAACUCAACUCCCAGAUCUGCUCUCUGGAGGAGGUGUUGUCUAAGAUCCUCCACCACAUUACAGACAGCUUCCACGACACUGUCACCUACAAGGUGAGUCAGGCCAAUGGGCCAUACAUGAGGGGUCUAUUCAUUAGUGUACAGCGUAGCAAAAUGUUUUACAACGGAAAACGAAAACCAGUGUUUCUUAUUGGACAAAUUGAGCAAGGUCCCGCCUCAUUUUUGCUCGUUUGCUUCCGUUGACUUUCUAGUGAAUAUGACCCACUAGUGUCACUGUGCUCUCUGACAUACAGUACAUACAGUAUGCUAUGGGGGAUAGAGAGAGAGAGACAUGUAGGGGGGUAUUCCAUAAGCAGAGCUUUUAGGUUGGUGAUUUACCCUCAUUGAAAGAGCAUUGCCGUUCCCUCACGUUCUCUGUUUCUCUCUCCCUCACUUUCUCUGUUUCUCUCUCCCUCAAUUCCUCUGUUUCUCUCUCCCUCACUUUCUCUGUUUCUCUCUCCCUCACUUUCUCUAUUUCUCUCUCCCUCACGUUCUCUGUUUCUUCCUCAGGCCGUGUCCGAAAUCUGUCCAGUUUUGCCUACUACUUACACGUUCUCUGUUUCUUCCUCAGGCCGUGUCCGAAAUCUGUCCAGUUUUGCCUACUACUUACACGUUCUCUGUUUCUUCCUCAGGCCGUGUCCAAAAUCUGUCCUGUCUUGCCUACUACUUACACGUUCUCUGUUUCUUCCUCAGGCCGUGUCCAAAAUCUGUCCUGUCUUGCCUACUACUUACACGUUCUCUGUUUCUUCCUCAGGCCGUGUCCAAAAUCUGUCCUGUCUUGCCUACUACUUACUAAAACUGCAUAAUGUGUACUAGUCGUAUAUUCUAUUUAAAACCUAAUGUUUAGUAAAAACGUAUGCUGUAAGCAACAAAUAUCGACAUACUAGGCUCAUACAUACUGAGAAAACGCUAUGGUGAGCUCUGCGUCAUUUAUGUGUUGUUCGUUCAUUUUGGUACAACCCGUCCCCCUUAUCCCCAAUAACCAGAACUUGUCAACUCAUCAUCAAGUCCUUCAUUGAUUUAAUCAGGUGUAUUAGUAUUGGGCUAGAACAAAAGCCUGCACCCCAGAACUCUGGUGUAGCCAGACAUAACUAAGCAGUUUCCUCACAGCCGUGUUUUCAACUGUCACUCUCUCUCCAGGGGAGGCCAUACGGGGAGAAGAUGCGCUGGGACCGCAUCGAGAUGCUCUACUGGCUGCAGCAGGAGCGCAGGGUCCAUGCUCUGGAGAGGGUGGUGGAGGGGAGAGGCUCUCUCCCCACCAGACUGCCCCCCCUCAACCCCAACCUUCGGCUGUACCCGGGCACCCACCCCACCCCCCAAGGACACACCCCGACCCUCAGCCAGAGACCCCACCCUCAUACACACCCACAGCCGCUCCAACACAACCCAGCCGAGCUCAGUGUAUCCAGUAUAAGUUUGAACGUU
Coregonus sp. 'balchen' is the source of this 1488-nucleotide messenger RNA. NCBI's taxonomy places the organism in Eukaryota, Metazoa, Chordata, Actinopteri, Salmoniformes, Salmonidae. The record is from the annotation of a GenBank genome assembly.